Molecule: messenger RNA, 3722 nt
Organism: Gopherus evgoodei (Goodes thornscrub tortoise)
Lineage: Eukaryota; Metazoa; Chordata; Testudines; Testudinidae
Gene: MFRP
Product: membrane frizzled-related protein
Exons: 13
Coding region: 1-1833 (610 amino acids)
Molecular function (GO): protein binding
Source: RefSeq, a predicted model, not a curated record
AUGAAGGACUUCACUGAAAUCACGCUGUGCCCCGACAGGCUGGAGCAGAGUAAGACGGAGUUUUACAAUCCCAUCUUCGAGAGUGAGGGGGCUGGCUGUGCACCCCCUACCCCACACCAGACAGAGUGGGAGAACGGGACCAGCGCUGGAUCCCCCAGGGAUGGCCUCGGCCAGCAGCUCUGGAGCAGGGUGGGCAGGAAACACAGGCCCAACUGCACCUUCUCCUGGCUGUGCCUAGCACUGAUGGGUUCCUUGCUCUUGCUGCUCCUCGCCUUGCUGCUGGGGAUCAUCAUCUCCCAGCUGCAGUCCUCACGCCCGGCUGGACCCUCCUCUGUGACUGCAUCCACUCAGCACCACGACGCCACCAUCACGGCACCCGCUAGUACAGCCGAGCCCAUGGCCACCGUGCCACCCCCAGCCACUACACCGGAGCCCUCCUGUGGGGGGACCCUGCAGGGCCCCGAAGGCUCCCUCAGCUCCCCCAGGUACCCUGCCCCCUACCCACCCAACACCCUGUGCAUCUGGCGCAUCCAGGUGGAGGAUGGGCUGGCCAUCCAACUGAAGAUUGAGUCACUCAGCCUGGAGGGCACCAGGUGGUGCCUCUUUGACCGAGUGGAGCUGUACGAGGAGCUGGGGGCAGCUAGCGGCUCCCCUUGGGGAGGAACAUCCAGGUUUUGUGGGGACGUGGCGCCCCCGACAAUCAACACCAACUCCAACCGGUUGCGCGUCACCUUCGUCUCGGACAACAGCGUGGGUGCUCUGGGGUUCACCGCCCACUACCGUGCCAUCCUGCCCAGCGACAAGAGCUGUGCCUGGGACGAGUUUUUCUGCGACCAGGGGCUCUGCAUCCACCUGGGCCUUGUCUGUGACGGCUUCCAUGACUGCACAGACAAGAGCGAUGAAGCCAACUGCAGCUCGAGACACAAAGAAUGUGGUGGGUCGCUGACCAACUUGGAGGGGCAGUUCUCCACCCCAAGCCACCCCCAGCCGUACCCGCAUCAGCAGUUGUGUCUCUGGCAGAUCGCCGUGCCCGUGGGCCAUGUGAUCGAUCUGCAAUUCCACAACUUCAGCCUGGAGUGGCAGGAGGACUGCACCUUCGACUUUGUGGAGGUGCACGACAGUGCAGGCACAGAUGCCUCCAGCCUCUUGGGCAGGUUCUGUGGCUCCCAGCUGCCGCCCAUCCUGACCUCCUCACGACACGUCAUGACUGUCCUGUUCAUGGCAGAUGAGGGCGUGGCGGAGGACGGGUUUUUUGCCACCUACCGUGCCCGGAACGCCACGGAAAAAACGUGCAGCCCCUCGGAGUUCUCCUGCAGCAACGGGGAGUGCCAGGCGCGGGAGUUGGUGUGUGACGGCUGGCACGACUGCCUGGAUGAGAGCGAUGAAUUCAACUGCACGAAUGUCUCACCCCCCUCCUUUGAGUCCUCCUGCCAGCAGAUCCAAGUGGAGAUGUGCUUGGGCCUCAGCUACAACACCACCUCCUUCCCCAACAUCUGGCUGACCAUCCCAGACCAGCAGGGAGCGGCCACCAUGCUCCAAGACUACAAGCCCCCCAAACAUCGGUGCCCCAGGCCUUGUAGUGCUCACUGCCUCCCUGUCUCCCCACAGGUCCUGAUGGAGCUCCCCUGCUACCAGCACCUGCACCUGCUGAUAUGCAGCCUCUUCGUGCCCAAGUGCACGCCGGACGGGGGCGUCCUGCAGCCCUGCCGCUCCGUGUGCCUGACGGCGGAGCAGCGCUGCCAGCAGGCCCUCAGCCUCCUCAGCAUCCUCUGGCCCAUCAACUGCAAUGUCCUCCCCGACUCCAACGACCCUGUGGAGUGCUUCAAGCCGUGAGGGGGCAGUGGGGCCCAAUAAGCAGAGGGUGGGGCUGGCUCUCCCCCCAGCCAGGCCAGAGACAUAACCUGUCUGACUUUGGGGCGAGUGCGGACUCGAAUCCUUCUCAGACCUAUGCCCUCCACUUCCUAUGCAUUUCCCUUCAGGGACCUGAGGAUACAGGAAGAGCCUGUGGGGCCCAGGAGCCCCAAAUAAAGGUGCUGGAGAAGAAACCACCCACCCUGAGACUGGGAGAUUGCUGCCCCAUAACAGUCCCCUAAGGGAGCCGCCAGGGCUGGCCCUAAGGGCCUGGAAUGCGAGUGACUGGCUGUGGGGGCCCCACACUGCAUAGCCACAGCACUUCAGCGACACCUGGUCCCAUCUCCCCAGUCCUGCAGUGGGGCUAAAGGGUCAGCGGGCUCGUGCCUUCUUCUCACCCACCACAUCCUCCGAUACCCUGUCCAAGCAGAGGGGGAGGUGACUCUCUACUCCCCCCACCCCAGUCUACUUCCUGCAGCAAGGUGACAGCUCCCUCCCAGCUGACCCAAGAAUGGUACCUGCCAUCUCCGACAUAAGGAGCCCAGGGGGUGGCCCUCUUUGUCCUAAUGUCCCCAGUCCCAGCAGAGCACACACCUGGGCCUGGCUGAGCGGCCGUUGCCCGUCGCCCGCCUCGUGCUCGGCACACGGCAAGGCCCAGUGCUGUGCUAAUACACAGGCUGCCCAAGGGGAGAAGGCUGCUUUUGGACUAGGCAUGGGACUGAGGAGGGCUGAGUUCAGUUCUCAGUUCUGCAACAGACUCCCUACAUGACUGGGGGAAGAGAAAAAAUAAAUCCUUCUGUGACUCAGUUUCCCCAUCUGUAAAAUGGAGACAAUACAACCAGGGGGUGGUGAGGAUAAAAGCAUAGCUACCUGGGGCCCUGUUGUGAUGGGAGGGGUAUGGAAGUAGGGAGAUGAAUGACAAAAAACACCUCAAGAAAUGGCACCUACCCCAACAUCACACUUCAUUCCACAGACCUUCCGGUGCCCACGCCUGUAAUUUGACAUCUCAUCUGGGCAGCGGGGCUGGAGAUCAGCUUCCCCAGUGCCACGGCAGCUUAAGGCAUAGCACCCGCUGGCAUGCUUCAGGUCCUUGGCCCCGUUCUAGCAUCAGGCUGUCUUUCCACCUUACUCAAAUGCCGCUUGUGCCCAGGGUGAAGAGUUAAUGAUCUCACCAUACAGACACGUGGGCUAAGGCAAGGCCUGGUGCACUGGGCUCCACUUGACUUGGCUGGCAGCUCCUGGGGAUGCCUGCACCUGGUGUGCUGGCCAGAGCAGCAGCGCAGGCUCCAAGGCCCUUGGCAUGACUCUGUGUGUCUAAUAAACAGCUGCAGCAUUUUGCAACUACAACCUUUGAAAUAAUAAUUUGGUCUCACCCCCACCCGGGGGGUCAGGUCAAUAUUACCCUAAUGUCAGCGCUGGGGAAACUGAGGCACAGAGAGGGGUAAUUAUUUGCCUGCAGGUCAGGGGCAAGGCCAGGAUCAGAACCCAGGAAGCCCAUGUCUGAAUCCCCAGCUCUAAGCACUGGAAGGGGUCACUGGGAACUGAGACCUAAGGGGUUCCUGGACAAGGAGCUGGGGAGUGAGAGCAGGAGCCCUCGUCUUUCUGAAGCAGACAUGGCUCAUAGCUAGGGCCCUACCAAAUUCACGAUCCAUUUUGGUCAAUUUCCCAGGCAUAGGAUAAAUUUCAUGAUUUUUUCAGCUAUUUAAAACUGAAAUUUCAUGGUAAUUGUAAUUGUAGGGCUCUGACUCUUACAGGAAUUGCGGAGCGGGGGGGAAAUCACAAGGUUAUUGGAGCGGGGGGUUGCGGUGCUACUACCCUUACUUCUGCGCUGCUGUUGGAAGCAGCACUGCCUUCAGAGCUGGGCGGAGAGA